This is a messenger RNA of Tarenaya hassleriana, 2232 nucleotides long. Its product is annotated as HIPL1 protein. Lineage: Eukaryota; Viridiplantae; Streptophyta; Magnoliopsida; Brassicales; Cleomaceae. The record is from RefSeq and is a predicted model, not a curated record.
AUGGUGGCUACGCAAACGCACCGUCAUAGCCUUCCUGAAUAUCUCCAUGUCUGCUGCUGUCACGUCAGAACAAAAACACUUUUGACAAAGACAUCACAGAAGAAGAAUCUUUAUAGACGAUUCAUUGCAGACACGGACAAAAAACAACAACAGAAAUCAGCUGCACCAUUCACCGCGAAGAAGCCUCUCGCUUUCUGUCAAUACAAGGGAAGUGUUUGCUGUAAUUCCCAAGAGGACUUGAACUUGCAGAGACAGUUUAAAGCAGCCAAUGUCUCUGGUAGUUGUUCUCUGCUUCUCAAAUCCUUGCUUUGCUCGAAAUGUGAUCCUUUUGCGGCAGAGCUUUAUCGGAUUGAAUCAGGACCUAGACAAGUUCCUGUGCUCUGUAAUUCCACGGUUUCUUCUAAAUCGACACAAUCUCUGGCCAAUAUUGAUUUUUGUUCCAAAUUCUGGGAUGAAUGCAGAAAUCUAUCUCUGUCGAACACUCCUUUUGCUUUCCAAGCCAAUUCUACUUCCACGAUUUCUGAUACAUGGAACUCUAGUGAUGCAUUCUGUAAAGCAUUUGGUGGAGCUUCAGAUGAAUCAGCGGUAUGUUUCGAAGGGGAGGCAGUUUCGUUUAACAUUUCAAGAGUUACGGGUUCGUCUCCUUCAGGGAUAUGCCUGGAGAAACUUGGAAACGGGUCUUAUCUUAACAUGGUGCCUCACCCCGAUGGUUCCAACCGUGUUUUCUUGUCUGACCAACCCGGAAAGAUUUACUUGGCUACCAUUCCAGCUGAAGGAUCUGGAGAACUCUUGGCAAUAGAUGAAGCUAACCCUUUUCUUGAUCUAACUGGAGAAGUGCACUUUGAUGCGGAACUUGGUCUGUUAGGUAUAGCGUUUCACCCCAAUUACUCGAACAAUGGCAGAUUCUUUGUUUCUUUCAACUGCGACAAAGUUAUGUGGCCAAGAUGCUCUGGAAAAUGCUCUUGCAACUCUGAUAUGGGCUGUGACCCUUCAAAGCUACCUUCUGAUAACGGCGCAAACCCUUGUCAAUACCACAGUGUCAUAUCUGAAUUCGUUGCCAAUGGGAAGAAUGUUAAACCGGUGGAGGUAAGAAGAAUAUUUACCAUGGGUCUUCCCUUUACCUCGCAUCAUGGUGGACAGAUCUUGUUUGGACCGAAAGAUGGGUACUUGUACUUCAUGAUGGGUGAUGGAGGAAACAGAGGAGAUCCUUACAACUUUUCUCAGAACAAGAAAUCACUACUUGGGAAGAUCAUGAGACUCGAUGUAGAUACCUUUCCAGAUGCAAAAACGAUCAGUGAGUUUCAGCUGUGGGGAAACUACUCCAUACCAAAAGACAAUCCUUUUUCUGAGGAUAAGGAACUGCUGCCUGAAAUCUGGGCUAUGGGACUCAGAAAUCCAUGGCGAUGCAGUUUUGAUUCGGAGAGACCGUCUUAUUUCUUAUGUGCAGACGUCGGUGAGGACAAGUAUGAAGAAGUGAAUAUUAUCAGCAAGGGAGGAAAUUACGGUUGGCAUUACUACGAGGGACCCUUUCCGUUUAAUCCCCCAAACUCUUCUGAGAUUGGCAACUCGUCCUCUUCUCAGAUCUCAAAUCCGAUAUUCCCGGUAAUGUGGUAUAAUCAUUUGGAUGUAAACCGAGAAGAGGGAUCUGCAUCAAUAACAGGUGGCUACUUCUACCGCUCCACAAGUGAUCCAUGCUUGUACGGAAGGUACCUUUUCGCGGACUUAUUCGCAAGCGUUAUCUGGAGCGGAUCAGAAACUCCAACUGGCAGUGGAAACUUCACAAGCUCUCGUAUUCCAUUUCAUUGUGCCGCUGAUUCGCCUAUCCGCUGUUCCACCGGACCUGAACCCUCUUCUGCGUCACCUGCAUUAGGGUUUGUCUUCUCUUUCGGGCAAGACAACAACAAAGACAUGUACGUGUUGGCAAGCACUGGUCUGUACAGAAUCGUCCGCCCCAGCCGCUGUAACUUCCAAUGCCCUCUUGAAAAUGUUACAGCCUCUCCUCCUCGGCCACGGCCUGAUCUCACUGCACCGUCUUCUUCUUCGCCGGGCUUCCACCGGCUGAACAUUGUUCCUGUGUUUGUCUUGUUCUCUUGGUCUUUCCUGGUUUUGCUGCUUUGAAGCAACGAUAUUUUCAGGUUUCAUGAUUGUGAGAUGAAAAAUUCACACAGCACACAAAGUAGAAGAUGACCAUCAUACAUCAAGACAAGAAAGGAUUAUGACUUUAUGAUCAAA